Rhodotorula graminis WP1 is the source of this 3013-nucleotide messenger RNA. RefSeq lists its product as uncharacterized. Bases 1 to 2922 code for a protein of 973 amino acids. Lineage: Eukaryota; Fungi; Basidiomycota; Microbotryomycetes; Sporidiobolales; Sporidiobolaceae. The record is from RefSeq and is a predicted model, not a curated record. Gene Ontology annotation, cellular component: cytoplasm. The transcript is spliced from 9 exons.
AUGGCCCAGCAGCACCCGCUCCAGCUCGAGCGACUGCCCCCGACCCCGACCGACGAGCCAGACGAGCCCUCGUCCCUCUCCCCCCGCCCCUCGACCUCGUCCCACUCGUCGUCACGACCCGCCCACCUCGCGCCCUCUCCUCGACCGCCAGCACCAGCGUCUGCACUCGGCUCCUCGCCGGCCCCUGCCCCGAUGCGCCGCACGCCGUCCCAAGGGCUCAACGCGACCGUCGGCGCAAAGGUGUGGGGGCUCGCCCUCGUCGGCUUUGACCACGCCGUCGGCCCCACCAUCGAGUACACGCUCCCCGACACGCUCAAGGACGACCCAGAGCUGCAGCGCAGCCUCCCCUUCCUCGCCCUCCCCGACGGCGCCCACGCCCGCGACGAGGACUACUCGUACUUCCACCUCGUCCUCCCCUCGGUCGCGCCCCAAGAGACCAUCUUUGGCAUCUCGUGCAACCGCCAGAUCCCGGCAGACCAGCUCCUCAACAAGGGCAAGGACGUGACGCGCUCGACCGUCCAAAAGGCCAUCGUCGUCCUCGCCUCUAAGCCCAUCUUUGGCCCUCUGCGCGACAAGCUUGGCGUCGUGACGCGGUCCUUCUUCGCGCAGCGCGACUUUGACGACAAGGCGAUCCUCGUCGACCUGUUCCGGAGCUUUGACCCGGCGCUCGCGCGGCGCGAGGGCCUCGACGGCGGCGGCAAGGGCAAGGGCAGAGCGGACGAGUGUGACGAGCCGGGCGAGGAGGAGGACGAGCGGGACGGCGAGCCGGGGCGAGCGGGAGACGAGGGCGAUGAGGUCAACCUGGCGGGUGAGGCGCGCGAGCCGCCCUUGAGCCCGCCGCCGGAGGAGAAGCAGAGGGCGGCAGAAGAAGAGGGCGGCAUGUACAUGGGCACGUCUCUGCGCGAGCUCGUCCAUCGGUUCCGGUUCAAGACGCUCAUGCUCCUCAAGCUCCUCAUGCUUCAACGUCGGGUCAUGUUCUUCGCCGCCAACUCGCCUGUCGAGCAGCUGUGCACGUUCCAGUACUCGCUCGUGACUUUGAUACCAGCUCUCCUCACGGCACUCGACGAUGCCGCGUCGCCCGUCCUCGACCAGCGCUCGCACCGCCUCACCAAGCCGACGAGCCUCAAGACGAGCGACAAGUACAGCCUGAUCCGGUACCUCGGCCUGCCGCUCAACAUCUUUGGCAAGGGCUCGUUCUUCCAGCCGUACCUGCCGCUGCAGCAGAUCGACCUUCUCAAGACGCGCUCGUACCUCGUCGGGACGACCAACAGCAUCUUCCAGCAGCAGCGCGACUGCCACAUCGACGUCAUCGUCAACAUCGACUCGGCGUCGCUCGAGAUCCUCAACCCCAAGUUGACGUCGCUCAUCACGCUCACGGCCGCCGACCGCAAGUGGAUGGACGAGCUCGUGACGACCGUCGACGCGUCGUGGAACGCGGCCGACCCGACGCGCCCGCUCGGCCAAGGGUUCGUCGGCAGCGACGACUUUCUGCGCGCCAAGUUCGAGGAGUACGUGUGCUCGCUGUUGGCCUGUGUCAAGUUUGGCGAGUUCUUGGGCCGCGACAGGGGCGAGAGGGCCGAGAUGCUGCUGUCGGCACCAGAGCUCGAGUCGUACAACCCGGCCUCGUUCAACGAGGCGUUCAUCAUGGCGUUCAAGCACACGGCCGCGUACGAGCUGUGGGACUGCACGACCGACGAGGUCAUCUUUGACCUGGUCGAGCCCAAGCACCCGAUGGAGGGCAAGACGAACCCGAUCGAGGACGUCGGGAUCCGGCUCGUGCACGGCCUGCACGACUUUAGCGCCGACCACAUCCCGGCGCUCGGCCCCCAGCUCGCCCCUCUGCCGCAGAAGGCGCGCGAGCGGCUCAGCAAAGGGUGGACCCAGGGCCGCGACGGCGUGUGGGGCGCGGUCGAGGCCUUCAGGGAGGACUGGGGCAAGCGGCAGCUGGCGGCAGCGCAGGCGCAGGCGGCGCAGGCGGCGGGAGAGAGCGACAAGUACGACAAGGACGUCAUGUCGUCGCCGGCGCUCGAUGUGCCCCAGUCGCCGGCGCAGCUCGGCGGGUCGUUCCUCGCCGGCGUCGAUGUCGCGCGCUCGGGCGCGCAGCAGCUCGCGGCGGGCCUCGGCGGAUUUCUCGGCGGCGCGGCGCGCAAGUCGAGCUUCUUUGGCGGCAGCAGCGGCGCGUCGGGCGCGGGCUCGGCGCCGCAUUCGGCCACGGCGAGCGAGGUCGACCCUUCGUCGCCGCCGCCGAGCGCGACGCUCUCGGUCCCGUUCCAGCAGCAGCAACAGCAGCAGCAGCAGGGCACAAACGGUCGCUUCUUACGCCCUUUGUCGACCGCCGCCGCCGCCACCGUCCCGACCUCGCCGCCGCUCGGCGGCGCACCUUCCCCUUCCCCUCCCCGUGUCGGCGGCCCCUCGCCCUCAAGCUCGGCUUCGACCGCUCCCUCGACGUCGCCCUCUGCAUCCGGCGCCGUUGGCGGCUUCUCGGGCUUCUUCGGCGGCCUGCGCCGCAUCGCGAACCCGUCGGUCGCGAACCUGAGCGCGUCCAACACCUCGUCGUCGGUCGGCUCGACGCCCUCGACGCCCGCCGGGUUCGGCACGCCACCGCCGCUCAGCUUUCUCGGCGUCGGCGGCUGGGGCGGGCGCGUGCCUGGGCAGCAGGGCAGCGCGAGCAGCUCGGCGCUGCAGCUGCCCGGCAGCGAGUCGGGGCGGGCGAGUGCGCAGGGGCAGCGCACGGCGAGGGAGGUGGCGGGUGACCUCGGGGCGGACCACAGCGAGAACGCCGAGGACGACGAGGGCAGGUUUGCGCGGCGUGUCGUGCGCGGCGUCGAGCGGGUACGGCUCGAGGACGACGACGAGGUCGGCUCGGUGGCCGAGCGCGACGCGGCGAGGGAGGAGGCGCGUCGUCGGCUCGAGGGCGUGUGAGCGGGUGCUUCUACGGUCGAGCCGUGGCGGAGUGGCGGGAGCCUGUUGUCGCAUUGCAUUUCGACGGCCGACGAGCCGGCAGUUUUCCUCG